AUGUCCGGCGCGCGCGGGCGAUGCGCGUGUCCCAACUGUCAGGUGACGACCGCGCCUUCCAACGGCCGCAUGCCCGAGCGGCCGAUCGUGUGCGCGCCGUGCGUCCGCCGCACCCUCCGCGAUCGCCGCGCGGAGCUCGACGAGGCGCAUCGCGCGCACGCGACGUCGCGCGCGAGGCUCGAGCGGGCCAUGACCGCGACCGCGGGGCGCGACCGCGCGGAGGGACCCCGGGCCGCGCUCGCGACGGAGCGCGCGCGGAACGCCACCGAAGACCUUCGACGCGCGCGCGCCGAGAACGCGCGAAUCGAGAGCGCCAUCCGCGACGAGCGCGACGGCCUGGCGCGAGCGCGCGAGGCGCUGACGACUCGAGCCGCGGCGCUGGCGACGGCGCAGGGGACGGCGCGCGCAAACAGGAUGAGGAUGUUUCAAUCCGCGCUGCCGGAAGAGACGAGGCUUCAGACGCUCCGGCUGAAGCACGCGCGAGAGCAGCUCGCGGUGGAGCGCGCGAGGGCGGUGCAGCGGCUCCGGCUCGUGUUUCCCAUCGCCGCGGAGCGCGUUCCGGUCGAAAGCAACCCAGGAAAGGACGAGUCGAAUGCCAAAAACCAAAUCGCAAACGUCGCAAACCCCGUCCACCCGGUCGGGUCCCGGCAUCGUCCGCGACCCCCCACCGCGGUGACCGUGUGCGGGUUGCGGAUCCCCGACCCAGGCGACGCGUCACCGCUGAACCCGCGCGAGAUAUCCGCCGGCCUGGGCAUGACCCUCGCGCUCGUAAACCUAUCCGCGGCGGUGUUGGGUGCACCACAAUUGCACCGAGGUGAGUUUCGGGGCAGCGAGUCGUUUAUAUGGACCCCCGGGUCAUUCUGGGAGGACGAACCGGAAGCCGCGAAGCCGGGAAGCCGCGAAGCGCGGAAGCUGCGUCUGUACCUUCCGGAGAAGUACCUUCCAACAGGGGAUGCGGGCGGCGAGGAGAUGCGAGGGGGGAUGCCCGCGGGGGACGCCCGCAAAGAAGGGGGGUCCGACGACGCGAGGGGGGAACUCGACGGGUCGGGCUCACGUCAUUCACCGCGCGGCGUCGGUAAAAGCGGGCGACGAUCGUCGCCGCUGAGCGGCGCCCUGGAGGGCCUGAACCGCGGUCUGGACCGCGUCGAGGCGGCGCUCCAGGGCGUCGACGGCGCCGGUCGCGUCGCCGCGGCGGUUGGCGCGGUGGCGGGCGGCAUCGGCACCGUCGCCGGCGGGAUCGGCACCGGCAUCGGACGCGUGGGAGCCGCGGUGUACGAAACCGGCGAGCGCGCGGCGACGAACGUCUCCAAGACGGCGUUGAACCUACGGCCGGGCGUUGCAGGCGUUUCAGGCGUUUCAGGCGUUUCAGGCGCGAACGGUUCGACCUCGGCCCGCCCGAACGACCCGAAUAAACCCCGAAUAAACCCCAUCCAUCCCACGGUCCCCAUCCACCCCGCGGAGUGGAGUAAGCAGGCGGAGCGGGAGGCCGUCGCGGCGAGGGCGCGCGCGGAGUUGAACGCGGGGAUUCGCCUGCUGCAUCGGUCGGUGGGCGCCAUCUGCGCCGACGCGAAGCCGUCGUUGGGUGGUGAGUCACCGGGACCCGAGGACUGGGGCCCGCUGGCGACGCUGGCGCUCACGCUUGCGACGGCGGCGCGCGGCGCGAAAAAGGGUGGGGGCUUUCCCGACGCCACCGCGUGGGUGCAACGACGAAGGUUGAACGCGUCGUCGUGCGACGCGGACGGCGGAACCGUUUCGAAAACCGUUUCUUCGGGCAUCGCGGGGAGGCUGGGCGCGUGGGAGACGCGUGCGGAGAGCGCUUUUUUGGCACCCGCGAUUUCGCGAGCGGCGCACAGCGGCCUGACCGGCGCGCAGUCGCUGAUGUCCUCGGUGUUCGGGGGGCGAAACGGUUUUCGAAACGGACGGGGCGCUUCGACGUCGUCCGGAACGAUCGGCGAGGACGACGACGGCGGCGACGGCGCCUCUGACGACGAGGGCGGACGUGAAGACGGUGAAAGCUCGGCGAUGGCUGAGUCCACGUGGCAGCUCGUGGACGCGCCCGUCGGACGCACAGCUGUGCGCGACGGCGUCGCCGCCGUGUCCAGCCGGGGCCGAGCCGCCGUCCUGCCCCCGCCGCCGUCCAAGCCGGAGGAUGUGGAGCGAUGGACGCGCGCCAUGGAUUUGGGGGGUGGGAGGAGGGCGGGUGGAUGAGAGCGUUUUUGGCGUUUUUUGGUUUUUGGUUCGAUCGCGACGCGGGUCGGGAGUCGAAACCGGAAAGUAAACCGCCCGACAGUGUUGUCAAACAGUGUUGUCACUCGUAAAGUACGAAGAUAGAUUAAACUUUC
Micromonas commoda is the source of this 2342-nucleotide messenger RNA. RefSeq lists its product with no specific name. Bases 1 to 2208 code for a protein of 735 amino acids. Gene Ontology annotation, biological process: SNARE complex assembly. Gene Ontology annotation, cellular component: endosome; lytic vacuole. The transcript has 2 exons. Gene Ontology annotation, molecular function: SNARE binding. NCBI's taxonomy places the organism in Eukaryota, Viridiplantae, Chlorophyta, Mamiellophyceae, Mamiellales, Mamiellaceae. The record is from RefSeq and is a predicted model, not a curated record.